UCAGUCCCCGGAUGGUUUUCGAUCGGUUAACAACACAACAUUGCCCGCUGCAUUGAACGGAACUGUUUGGUGUUUGGUUCUCGAUUCGUUAUCUUCAAACCGGCUUCCGAGUACGAGGUUUUCCUUUUCUGAUCCGUGUUCGACCCAGUCAGUCGGAGUGUGUUUAGUCAGAACGGAACGAGAAGCAUAUCUAUAGCAUAGAGCAUAGAAGCUUAAACAGAGGAUUCAUUGAUGUUUUUUUUUUGCUAUUAUCUGUUAGCUUAACAUGACACGAAGUUGUCCGGAUUAUCUGGGUGCUGGAACUAACUAGUCGAUCAAAAUUGAGUAAUAAUAGGGAGAUCGCUAUCGGUACAUGAUUAUUGGUGAAGAAACAGAGAAAAGCAAAGUUCUUGCGCGAGGAAGACUUCAAGCCGGGUUUGUCGCCUGUUCGUCGUUUGCUCGCCCGUUGAGGUCACCGGGUUUGAAAAUUCAUAAACGUGGGCGGAACAAGUGGGUUAUUGCGUGAAAAUUUACCGCUUCGCGAAAUUGCGGGUGUCUGGCGGAAUAAAAGUGCUACCGUAUUAUUGUUCGGGAUUCCUUCUCUAGGUCGAAUCGAAACAACCGGGAGCAGCGGAAAAACUACAGCUAAGUCGAAAGAAGAAAUUUGAAAAAAAAACCGUCAAUGAUGAAUUAUGAGCAGAGAAGAAGCAUUCUGGUUCAAUAAGCGUCCGGCGUUCGGUGAACUGCACAUAUACCGGGGAAAAUUAUAAUGAUAAUAAUGCUUUUGGCCGUGAAAUUGAGUUGAAUUACCUCUGCAGGCCAAGUGGUGGAUUCUUUGCUUUUUUUCUCGAAAUUUUCCUAUGUCAGUGAUUCCGAGAGAAGAAAUUGAAAAAUUGCGUGUGUAGCGAGCGAUAAUUCGUGUGUGAGGCUAUCGGCUUCGAGUUUUGACGCCAUCGCAGUGUCGAUCCAUUAGUUGUGAAUUGAGAAAAUUCCGAAAAAAAAUUACAGUUGCCAAGUGGCCAAAUUGAAAAAAAUAAGCAUUCCAAGAUUAGGUAGUGUUGUUGACCGUUAAGGUGAAGAUUUUUCGGAUCGAAGCACGAUGUUCUUGAACGGUUUAAAGAUGUCCAAAAGAAAUUCAGCAGAUGGUACCGCCAAAUUCCAGAGGCAGCAUUCGAGGAUGAUGAUAACGGUUGGCAGCAUGCUGAUGCCCCUGCUGGUUCUGGUCCUUUGUAGCGGUUUGACUGCUGAAGUUUCCGGCCAGGAGAGUGAUGUUUCUGAUGUACGAUAUCUAAGCGGCGAGCCGGACUAUAAAUCGGUCAAUCUCACCUGGGAAGUGGGAGCGCUGGAAGCGGACGAAGCUGAAGAAGCCGGCUCGAAACGGAAGCCUUCGGCAGCCAAAGGUCGUCGCGGCCGGGCGUCCCGAUCGUUCAAUGUGUACUACUGCGAGCUGCAGAGCUGGGGCCCGCAUCGCUGUCGCUCCAAGGUUCUGACCGAUGAUUCUGAAAGUAGUGGAAGCAGCAAGCAGUACACGAUGACGGUGAAGAACCUCCGGAUGGCGACGAAAUAUUCGUUCCAUGUGAAAACGCAGCCCCGGCGGGGUGACCAGAAGGCGAGUGGCCGGGCGGAGGAGGAGUUUGAUGUGAAUGCCGUUGCCCCCGGACAGACGGUUAUCAUACCGACCAAAGGAUUUUCGGCCCACGCCACCCAGUGUCUUCCGCACGCAUCGGAAAUCGAAGUCCAAACGGGCCCAUACUUCGGGGGUCGCAUCGGUUCGGAGAAUGGGGUCUGCGGCAUCCAGGGUGAUCAGAACAGCCCCCAGGAGAGCUACAUCAUGCGCAUCGAUCACGACGAGUGCGGCAGCCGGGUCAAUCCGGCCGACUUGACGGUCGAAUCGUAUAUUACGGUUCAGGAGAAUUUGGGAAUUUUGACGCAUAGUACGAGAAGGUUUGUGGUUGUGUGUACUUUCCAGCCGGAUACGCUGACUGUGAGGGCUAGGCUGGCGUUGCCUGGUAAGGGGAAGGGAGGAGCUGCACCGGUUCCCAUGAGCGAAUGGUGGCCGACAGGUGCUUCCGGUAGAAAUGGGAGGGUGAGGCAGUUUAAGAUGGUCGAUAAGACGAGCUUGGUGUUGAAGGGAUCGGAUGAGGAGGAGGUGGAAGAUAUUUUGCCUGCCACAGUGAAGGAAGUUGAGAAGAGUCAGUUUGAGGCAGGUCUACCGGAAGAAGAUGGAAAGGAUGAGGUGGUUCAGGGAUCUUCGGAGAAAGCUGUUUUGAGUUCUAAGGAGAAUGAGGUUGCCGAAAGUAAAACUGUAAGGAAACGAACUGAUAAGGGUGAAGCUUUGAGGGAUGCUAAAUUCGCAAGGUUAUUUGAGAGUAAACUGGCGCCGGGAGUUGAAAAAGAUUCGGGCGUCAGUGAACUGACUACCGGGAUUGGUGCUGAGGAGCAGUUUAGCGCACGAUCGAUUGAGGGCGGGAGCGAUCGCUCGAUGGAUCUGCCCAGUUUGUUCAUAUCGGCUAGUUUGGCUGUGAUUAUGAUCGGUGCGUUCAUCUAUGUGCUGCAGAAGGAGUACAAAAAGCAGCGAAUUAUCCAGCAGCACCACCAACAGAUGCAGAGACCUCCUCCGAACCGGAUGGCAAGCUUCUAACGGCGAGGAGCGAACAGCAGGGAUCUUGUGGUAUCUUUCUACGAAUUUAGUGAUACAACCUGUGUAGGUGCGUAGGCGGAUAAGAACACUACUUAUAUUUUAUUCGAAAUAACCACGACUGGUUAACAGUAAGUUUUAGAUUUUACAACUAAACUAACUGCUUGAUGUGUCUGUCCUUCACGAAAGUUAUGCUCUCUUGUUUUUAUUGAUCUGUUUGUCCGAUGAGAGGUGAUUUUCUCAUGUUUUCGGAAGCACUUUAUUGGCUCACAUUUUAGAACAUUUCGAGUUCUUAUUAGGUUAAAAUCGAAAGGUUUGAUUUUGAUCUGAUUUUGUGAGAGGAAUGUUGAUAACAUCCGUUGCAGGUCGUAUUUGAAUAAAAAUAAAAUUGAUCAUAAUUUGACAUAAGAAUUUUCAAACAAUUUUCUAAGUUUAGAUGUAUUUUAAAUUUGACUUCAAAUUUCGAAAUUUUAUUAACUAAAUCGUAAAAAGAUCGUGAGUAUAGUUGAAAAUCUGAUAAAGAAUUUAAGCAACAAUAUCACUCAAAAAAGCGAAGUGGACAAACACUCAAUAUCUCUAAAAUGAUUGAGCAUAAAUCUAUUAGCGUCCCUUACAGUAGCGUAAUCGAUAAUCAAUAUAAUAUAUAUGCCCCUAAUAUUUAGACCAAAUGUACAAAAUUCUACUUUUCUGUGCAAGUUCAACACUAGACUAUUCCAAUACUUAUAUGCUUGCCUAAUAGACAAUCGAAUUUGAUAUAAAGCCCGAUAGCUAUUCGUUCAAUGAAGAAUUUAGUAAGGUACCUCAUCACUCAUCCAAAAAAAAAAAAACAAACCUUAAGAUGCACCUUCAUCAAUAAGAAUCAUUUGCCUUCUCCAAGACUUUUUAGUCCGUAAGAAAUAUUCUCAUAUAGAUUAAUCUCAACCAUCCGAAACAUCACCAUCAUCGUCAUCAUCAAAAUCAUCACCAUCAUCAUCGUCGCUUUAGUUCGAAUUAUUUAAGUAAGCUUAUCGUGCUAGAUUGUAAGUGUGCGCUGUGUUAUCGAACAAUAAAACUGAGCACCUCUGGCUUUUUAGUCUACCAUUUUAAACGAAA
Uranotaenia lowii is the source of this 3709-nucleotide messenger RNA. RefSeq lists its product as uncharacterized. Lineage: Eukaryota; Metazoa; Arthropoda; Insecta; Diptera; Culicidae. The transcript has 4 exons. Bases 1079 to 2620 code for a protein of 513 amino acids. The record is from RefSeq and is a predicted model, not a curated record.